Molecule: messenger RNA, 1761 nt
Organism: Eutrema salsugineum
Lineage: Eukaryota; Viridiplantae; Streptophyta; Magnoliopsida; Brassicales; Brassicaceae
Product: vacuolar-processing enzyme beta-isozyme
Exons: 9
Coding region: 82-1536 (484 amino acids)
Biological process (GO): vacuolar protein processing
Molecular function (GO): cysteine-type endopeptidase activity
Source: RefSeq, a predicted model, not a curated record
CCAUGAGAACCAUUUAGCUCUGUAACCAUCAUUUGCUUUUAUAGCUCUCUUGAGUCUCUCUCUUCUCUCUCUCUCCCGGCCAUGGCUAUGUCUUUUUGUUUUAGAUCAGCUCUUCUUCUUCUUUUACUUCUCCUGGUUCGUACCGAGUCACGCGGUCGGUUCGAGCCAAAGAUCCUUAUGCCGACCGAGAAAACUAAACCGGUUGAGCAAGAAGAAGCCGCUAUCGGUACGAGAUGGGCGGUUCUCGUCGCCGGUUCCUCCGGUUAUGGAAACUACAGGCACCAGGCCGACGUGUGUCACGCAUAUCAAAUACUGAGAAAGGGAGGUUUAAAGGAAGAGAACAUAGUAGUUUUAAUGUAUGAUGAUAUCGCAAACCAUCCACUUAAUCCUCGUCCCGGUACUCUCAUCAACCAUCCCGACGGCGAGGAUGUUUACGCCGGAGUCCCUAAGGACUAUACCGGUCAUGACGUUACGGCCGCUAAUUUCUACGCGGUACUUUUAGGUGACAAGAAGGCGGUUAAAGGUGGAAGCGGUAAGGUCAUCGCUAGCAAGCCUAACGAUCACAUUUUCGUAUAUUACUCCGAUCAUGGUGGUCCUGGAGUUCUUGGGAUGCCAAAUACGCCUCACUUAUAUGCUGCUGAUUUUAUUGAAACACUUAAGAAGAAGCAUGCUGCUGGAACAUACAGAGAGAUGGUUAUAUACGUAGAAGCAUGCGAAAGCGGGAGUGUAUUCGAGGGUAUAAUGCCAAAGGACUUAAACAUUUACGUAACAACAGCUUCAAAUGCACAAGAGAGUAGCUACGGAACAUAUUGUCCUGGCAUGAAUCCUUCUCCCCCAUCCGAAUACAUCACUUGCUUAGGAGAUUUAUAUAGUGUUGCUUGGAUGGAAGACAGUGAGACACACAAUUUAAAGAAAGAGACCAUAAAGCAACAAUACCAAACGGUGAAGAUGCGGACAUCAAACUAUAAUAGCUAUUCUGAAGGCUCUCAUGUAAUGGAAUAUGGUAACAAUACUAUCAAGGCAGAGAAGCUUUAUCUGUACCAAGGAUUUGAUCCGGCCACUGUUAAUCUCCCUCCCAACGAAUUACCGGUCAAGUCACCAGUGGGAGUUGUUAACCAACGCGACGCAGACCUUCUAUUCCUUUGGCACAUGUACCGAACAUCAGAAGAUGGGUCAAGGAAGGAUGAGAUAUUGAAGGAAAUAACCGACCAAAUGAGGCAUAGGAAGCAUUUAGACGCAAGUGUUGAAUUGAUAGGCAUGAUUCUGUUUGGUCCCACGACGAAUGUUCUUAACUCGGUUAGAGAACCUGGUCUUCCUUUGGUUGACGAUUGGGAAUGUCUUAAAUCGAUGGUACGUGUAUUUGAAACGCAUUGUGGAUCACUAACGCAAUACGGGAUGAAACAUAUGCGAGCGUUUGCAAACGUUUGUAACAACGGUGUCUCGAAGGAGCUGAUGGAGAAAGCUUCCGCUGCAGCAUGCGGUGGCUAUGAGUCUCGCUUCAUGUCGCAUCCGUCUAUUGUGGGUUAUAGCGCCUGAUCAUAUAUAUUGAGGGUUUUCAUGAUCGUUAAGUGUUUGGUUGUUUAAGAUGAUCUCAAAAUAAAAGAAAUGUUUUUUUUCUUCUUUUGAUAGGUUAGUUGUAUGUAAAUACGCACGUACGUAGCAAUAAGGUGUUUCUUUCUCUUUUUUUUUUUGGUUUGGGUUUUUGUAAUAUAUUUCGAGUGUGAGUGUGUUACCAUGGGGAUAUUUUAAGUUUAUAAUGUC